AUGAGCUUGGUUCGAGAUCCCGUCGUCGCUGAAGCCUUUUUCGCGCAGCUGCCUGCCACAGACCUCAGCCCUGCGGAAGCAUCGCUUCUACGAGCACUCUUAGCUCUUGGGGAAGCAGCAAUUGCUCUGGGCUUGCCUGCAGGCGUGAGCCUCCAAGAAUGGGCAGAAAGGCGCGUGCCGAAUCAUUGCGUGGGACAGGUGAAUGCCACCGGCCUGGUCUUCAUCCCUGGCGCGGCCAAGGCCACUCCUCCUCCCAUGAGCUUGGCGAGAGAGGCUGGUAACAGUGGCCGUCGGGAUUUGGGACCCUCUGGCGCUGUGGAGGCAGUGAAAGCCACGGUGGUCCGAUCGAUCGUGGCUGGGGUGAAAUCCAUCGGAGCCACCAUGCUGGGGCCACUGGGGGCCAUGCUUCGGCUGAAGAAGGCCGAGGAGCCAGAGAGAAUGGAGGCCGUCGAGAACACCUUCUACUACGACACCGUGCAGAAGCGAUGGCGGCAGCAUGGUGUUGAGGACGUAGAUGUCUCCCAGAUAGAUCCCAAAACUGGCCGGCAGAAGGCGCCCGACUUGUCGGCACAUCUUCCACCGCCACCCAUGAACGGUCCUACGAGUGGGUCCUUGAACAGAGCCGGGCUGCAGGCAGUCGGCUCCCUCUAUGUCGAUCCUUUGGCCAAAGCAACUGCGGCGUGGAGCGAUACCACCCCCACAGCACCCACGACACCCUCCACGGCGAUGGCUCCGGCGCCAGCAGCUUGUGCGGACAUGCUGCAGUACCGGUCGCCGAUGGACGAGGACUGGCAGAGCAGCGGGCAAGUCGCCGGCAACGUUCCCUUUCCGACGCCUUGCACGGCUUUUCCAGAUGGCUCCUUCCCAUCGAACGAAGAGCUGCACGAUGGCCGACUUCUCGAUCCGCCCAAAGGCCGGCGGUGCAUUCUCCAGAGUGUGUACGGAGAGCUUGGCAUCAUCCCUGUCCCCGGCUACGAAGGCCACAAAAAUCACGGCAUCCACCUCACCACGGGCGAGGUGGGCUGCUUCAUGAGCCACUUCACGAUUUGGCAUCACAUGGUCAAGCACCAAAUUCCAGCCGCCCUCAUCUUGGAAGAUGACUUCGAUCUACAGCCCGACUUUGCGCUAAAGCUCGGCGAGUACCUUGAGGAGGCGCGCGGCUACGACUGGAAUCUCCUGUAUGUUGGGCGCAGCCCCACCGAACCGGAUUGGACACGGCUGUCGCAGCACGUCGUGGAGCCAGGCUACACGCUAUGGACGGUGGGCUACAUCAUGCGCCUGGAUGGCGCCAAAGCACUCUUAGAUGCCGGAGUGGAGCGCGCUUUCGCGCCUUUGGAUGACUACUUCUCUGUGGCCGCCGGCCGCGGGUUCGAUUGCUUCUACAAUGACAAGGUUUUGGAGUGGAAGCCCUACAUACCAGUGCUUCUGCGACCAAUGGCUUUGACACCUCCUUUGGUGAUGCCGUACGUAGGUUCCAUGUUCCUCAGUGACACGGCAAAGGUCCGCGCCGCAACGCGGUAUGUGGAGGAUCUCCCGGUGUCCGUUCCUGAUGAGUAG
Molecule: messenger RNA, 1557 nt
Organism: Symbiodinium sp. CCMP2592
Lineage: Eukaryota; Dinophyceae; Suessiales; Symbiodiniaceae
Source: the annotation of a GenBank genome assembly